UUCCAUCAGCUCUGUUUGCUUCUUUUUACUUUGUGUGAGUGUGUAACCUAUGGUAUGCCAUAGACUUAAGAAUUCAUUGUACAAAAAAAAAAGAAAGAAGAAAAUCCAUUGCACAAAAGCAGAUUUUUUUUUUGAAGACAUAGUUUGUAGUCCAGGCCCAAAUGUGUUUAUUGAAUGAGUCUGAGUAGUAACUUUAAUGUUCUUUGUCACUCUGUUUUUACAUUAAAAUACUGGAUCAUUAAUAAUAAAGUGAUUUUUGUAUAUUCUAGCAUAAAGGAAGAUAACAUGGCAAAGAUAGAAAUAACAUUGCUAUCAUAUUGUCAUAAAAAUUCCCUACCUGACUUAUCUGUAUUUCUUCUCUUGAAUGAAAAAACACUCAAUUAGCACAACUAGCUGUUAUUUCUAACUUUCACACCUAACAAGCAUUAUCUUGAUUUGAAUAUGGUGAUAUUAAUUUGGUACUAAUUUUAUAGGAAUACUUUUUUUCUGUGCUUAAAUUUAAUGAGUUUGUAAACAGUGUCCAAGCUAAUACUGAGAAGUGCUUUUCAAAGCCCCCUAUAGAUAAAAAUUUUUAGGAUUAUGCCAUUUUAUAUGCUUUGUUUAGGGAGGUUGAUAGUGUAACAAUAUUUUUCUUAUUUUGAUAUUUUUGUCUAAUCUCUUCUAGAUGUUAUUAGAAAACAUAGAGCAGAUGCUAAAAUGUGAUAAUAAAUGGGCUCAAAUUUUAUUAUCCAUUUGGUUAAAGUUUGUGGUUAUUUGUGUGUAUGAAUUUGCUGUGCAUGUAUUUAGCAUGUACAAUGAUUUAAGUAUAUGUGAUAUGUCUUCUGUUUAAGUUGUGUUUCUGAUUUUCAAUGUCCAACAUCACUGUGUUUGUUAAAUACAACAUCCUCAUCAAUAUAAUGAAGGAAAAGAAAUAGUCUAUAUUGUACAUUUAUUUUAAUACUUAAAUAAAAAUUAUUAAUCUUAAUUCUAGUUUCAUUUAUAAUAGCUCUAAAUUACAAAUGACCUGAGUCACUAUCAAGAGAAUAGAUGGAUAAAUCUGUAGAGGUUUAUAAAAUUUUAAGUAAUACAACAAUAAAAAGAAAUUUCUAAUGAUAUAAGCAACCAUGUGGAUGAUUCUCAUAGAUGAGUGGAAUACCUGAUAUGGAAGGCCUGAUAUGGAGUGAAAGGAGCCGAAAUGCAUUGGUUUUCAGGGUUCUCGAGUUCCUGGAAAUUGAGGAGUAGCAAAGUGACAGGAAGAAAAUUUAUGGGGAGUUCUGGGCACCUGCAGCCUCUCACUGUGGAUGGUGGUGGGGUGCUGGGUACCCACAGCCUCUCACUGUGGAUGGUGAUCACGGUAACUCUGUGCUCACAUGGUAACUGCGUGCUCACAGUACUUACUUAGUCCUAGAAGGUAAAUUUGUCCACAUUUCCAAAGACCUGUGCAAGUUGUAGGUUAGCAACAGUGGAAAGUAGAUUAAAAUGAGGUAGGAAAAGACAGCAUGUGAAUGCCAAGGAUUUAAUGGUAACUAGAUUAGGAUGAAGUUUCUAGAUGGGGCAGUAAUGUGCUGGGUGGCAGAAUUCUCAUUAAGAAAGAGAAUCGAAAACUUUUUCCAAUUAUGGUUGGAUCAGUUAAGUUUGGAAAUACAAAACUACUGACUUGUUAUCUUUUCUUCUUUCAUGUGGGUGUAUGUGUUGCAUGCAUGUGUGCAAAUGUGUGAGCUGUAGUUUGUGUGCGAAUGUGUACACGCAGACAAAGGUUGCUGGGCAUCUUCCUUUAUGACUCUUUUACCGUAUUCUCUUAGGCAGCCCUUCUCAAUGCAGCCCAGAGCUCACAGGUACUGCUCCCCACAGCCAGCCUGCUCUGCAGAUCCCCAUCUCAAUGUGUGAAGCUGAUAUAAGCACCCUCCACUUCCACCCGAGCCUUACAUGGCUUCUGGGGCUCCGUUUUUACCUGACAGACACUUUGACCUGUGACGUGUCCCUAUCCUCACUGCUGACUGUUUUGACUCAAAGGAUUGGCUUCAGUUUCUGGGGAAAACAUUGCAGAGUAUAACUCAUAGAUUAAAAAUCUUUGUACCUCCUCAUUUGUCCUAGGAAUAUUUACCUAGAACUAAACAAAAAGUGGUGGAAGAGUGUGGUUUGUAGCAGUGCCAUUUGCCUUGUUUUCUGCAAGCAGCACCCCCUGGCCUGAUGCUCAUGACUGUGGCUGUAGAGCUCUUGAGGAUGGGUAAGGCGAGGAAGCAGUGGGAGUUUUACGACUAAAAGCCGAUCCCUUAGCCACUUAGGUUACAUUUCAGACUGUUGGGACAACUGAUGUGCGUGGUUAACCUUUUCAAGUAUAAGGCUUAUGAAAUCGGAAUAUGAAGUUAUAAGCUAGAACAUAUAGCUCGCUGCCAUCUGGUCUUCGCAGUUUGCAUCUUUCUUACACUGGUCUUUUAACAUCAGUGAUAGAGACUUUAUGACCUGAAAGAGCAAAGCUUUCUUUGGACAAUUCUGUCGAAAAGUCCUUUGCUACUGUGUUUCACCUUUGUCUUUAGCCCUUUUUCCAGGGAACAUCAAUAUAUCAUCCAAACAGAUAGCAGAUUUUGGAUACUCCAUGGUGAUGUGUACAAACUGAUCUUUCCCUUAACUCUGUUGUCUACUGCUAGAGAGUCUAUCCAGACCCUGUGUUACCGUCAUCAUUAUUCUAAGAUUUAUUAAAACAUUAUAUAUCAUGGCACCCAAAAUUUCUAAGAUGUGCAGUAUGAAUAGGAAAAAUUUAAAGACAUACUCAAAAGAGCUCCAUCUACAAAACAGAAAUUAGGUCGUGACUGUAAAUAGAAAAGGCAGGGGUUUCAGGUUAGAAAUUUGAGGAUGGAAGUUGGAAGGGCGGUGUCAGAGAUUUAUAGGUGAGCUCUAUACACCAGGAGAUCCCCUGUCCCACAAAAGACGGGAAAAUUUAUCUACAUUUCAACAGUGGCACCCCCUAAUGAUUAUCAGAAUUACCACUAUUAUAAAAAAGGACCAUGCACUCGUGUUGAAGUUAUAGGAAAAAUUGUAGAUGUUCGUUUUCUCCUCCCACCACAUAGGUCUCAGGAAUGAGAUCGGCUUCAAGGGCCCUUUGACAACAGUGUCAUCUUCCCAGCUAGAGUUCUAUUUUUGAAAUGAUUGUUAUUAAAAGAAAAAGCUCUGACGUAGUCCCUGUCUCCAUCCUUUGGCAAAGCAUUGAUAAAUUGGUGGCUCCAUUUAAUGACUAGUUUCUCAAUCUCUCAAAGCUCAGGUCAUCCAUUUCAGUAGGAGUGUAAUGUGUUGCCGGCUUUGGAAAUAAAUCCCCAAAGGAAUAUUAACAUUUUCAUGUCUACUUAUGGCUUAAUGUUCAAAUUACUUACAUGAUGAUUUUGUUUAGAACUUCCAGUGUUCUCUGGUUUGACUAUAUCAAUGUAAAUAUUUAAUCUCAGUCUUCUACAUCAUUAAGCUCAAUUAUAUCCUAUUGUGUGGGUUCAGUUCUGUUUGCACAGCUGUCAUUAGUGGAGUUAUUGCUAUGGUCAUUCACUGCAUGUUUCCAAAGAACCCCAGUGUAACACUGCUGAACCUUGCAGUAAGCACCGUGCCAAAGGCCUGCAGUGGCUUAGUUAACCAUGCUAUCUGCUGAACAGCUGGGUAACAAAUGACCUAUGUUUAUUUUCCUAAAUACAUCUCAUGUUUGUUAUUAAAGAACUACCUAAUCACAAAUUAAAAUCAGGCCAGUAUAUUAAAAGCACAAGCAAAAAUGUUCCAGGUCUUCUCAGCCUGGUCAUUAAAUGCUCAUUCAGUUGCAAGGAUCCCAAAGUGAAGGCGUGUUUCUGUCUAAAGUCAACACAGGUAGGUCACAUUUCUCAGAUAUGGCUAGUAAGCAGGCAGCAAACAGUAGGCUGUGCCGUGCCUGUUCUUUGUCAUUUUUCAUAUCACACUUCAUUUUGAAGCACCUGUUUUUGUGUUUCAGAAAGGUUUUUAAAAUGUUCCCCCAAUGUUUUUUUUUUCUUUAGCAUCGUUAAUGGUUGUGCUAUGCGGAGCUCGCGGUGAGAGGAUGGACUAUGACCGCAGUGUACUGUAUGUUUAAGGAAUGUGGUCGAGGGGAAGGGGGGGCAGCGCUGCAGGUGGACAGGGAGGAGGAAAAUGAAGACCGCAAAGAGUACUGAGUUCUGUGGGCGCACUGUGCCUUAUGUGCUUGAAAAGUUGUGUGUGUGUGUGUGUGUGUGUGUGUGUGUGUUUUGAAGAAAUGGCCAUGUGUGCUGUAGAUAGCAGGUUAACAAUAGAAUCAGUUUGCCUUAAAAUGAAAGGAAUAUUUGGACAUUACCAUUAUAGCAUACAUAAACUGAGCUCCAGAUAAUUUUAGUUUACAUCUAAAGUAAUUAUAGUUUGCACUUAAUUUUCUAAAAAAUAAGCUUCUGGUUGUAUAAGUACAGCAUAUGUAGACACAGUAAAUAUAAGUACCAUUCAAUAAAUAAUAUGCUAGAAAACAUUUUUAAAUGAUCUUUUUGUUAUCUAUGAGUAUUCUCAUAAAAGAUUGAAUUUUAUAGGAUUAUUAGCUAUAAAGAAUAAAUGUGUAACAAAAAAGAAAUAGAGCAGAGCUGUGGGACUGUGAGCAAACAGGGAAGUGUUCUCUGCAGUCACAUGGGAUCUGGGAGAAAUUCUGGAAAGUGUACGCAGUGCAUGCCUUGUAACUGUGACACUUUUAGUGCCGUGGAAAUAUGUGCUCUGCGUCUUUAAACUUUGGAGCUCUUUCUUUGUACAUUUGGGUGCAGUGCAACCUAACUUGAGCUUGGGAAACACAUUCUUCCCUCCCCAGCUUUACAGUCUCCACUCAGGACUAUCUGUUCAAUGGAUACUACUUAGUGAUUAGCUCUCUGUCAUGUCAAUCAAAUCAUUGUUGCUAGCAAACUGUUUUGUCACUGUAGCAGGGCUCUGGUGCUGCAAAUUUAUCUCUGACAGAGGAAGAAUGCUUUUGAAAACAGUUCUUCCGUGAUUUGCUGAAGCUUAAUGUGACCUGGGAAGGAAAUGUCCCGUCUCUGGUAUGGGAAAAAAGGGAGAAGACAUCAGCCAGUUAACCAUAAAUACACUCUGGUAGUGUCGGUGGCUGAGUAUCACCGCAGGAUCGAUGCUCUAAAUACUGAAGAACUGCGCACACUCUGCAGACGGCUCCAGAUUACUACAAGGGAAGACAUCAACUCAAAGCAGGUUGCUCCAGCAAAAGCAGACCUGGAGCCUGAAUCUUUCCGACCAAACCUAAGCGACCCCAGUGAACUCUUACUGCCUGAUCAGAUUGAAAAGCUUACUAAGCACCUUCCACCAAGAACCAUUGGCUAUCCAUGGACGCUUGUGUACGGUACUGGGAAGCAUGGUACAAGUUUGAAGACCCUUUAUCGAACAAUGACAGGUUUAGACACUCCGGUGCUGAUGGUGAUUAAAGACAGUGAUGGACAGGUUUUUGGUGCAUUAGCAUCAGAGCCAUUUAAAGUAAGUGAUGGCUUUUACGGUACUGGAGAAACAUUUGUUUUCACAUUCUGCCCAGAAUUUGAGGUCUUUAAGUGGACAGGAGAUAAUAUGUUUUUUAUCAAAGGAGACAUGGAUUCAUUAGCAUUUGGUGGUGGAGGAGGGGAAUUUGCUCUUUGGCUUGAUGGAGAUCUCUACCAUGGAAGAAGCCAUUCCUGUAAAACGUUUGGGAAUCAUACACUUUCUAAGAAGGAAGAUUUCUUUAUCCAAGACAUUGAAAUCUGGGCUUUUGAAUAAACACAGUGCUCUUGGUUGUAGCAGGACAUCGGCCCAAACCUGAAUGGACAAACGCAUCGUUUGGAAUGUUCAAGAAGCAAUACAAUUAAUAUGUCACUCGUGCUUUAAAGUCAGUCUGUUUGGCCAUUUACUGCAACUAUAAUUUUGGAGUUUAUUUUUCCAAUCCUGUUUCUGUCCCAGAGUUCUUUUGUUUACACCAUGGCCUGGGAUCCAGUAGUGGGAUCCAGUAGUGUAACAGCGGGUGGAAUUUGUCAGCACAGUGCAGCAUUUGGAUCAUAGAGGCCGCCACCUUUUCAGUUCACGUCAUCUCAGUCCUAACUGGAUGGUGCUCUGUUCAACUUGUUUUUAAUCUGUAUUGAUUCUUUUUAUAGAGCAGUGUACUCGGGGCAUUGAGGAAAUGGAGCCUAGAUACUUUUGUAUCUGGUGGAGUUGGCACAGGUGACAUUUGGGCCUACUUACAUUUAGUUCUAAAUAAGAAACCACAUGCCAAAAUAAUACAUGCUUCAUAGACCUCUUCUAGUUCUAAUUCACUACAGCAUUCUCUUUAUUCAUUUUGUAAACAUUCUCUAUUUCAUUUUAAGAAUGAAAUUGGAGGGGCAGUCUGAUUGGCAUAGACCACAGCGCACACAGUCUGCAGGUUUGGGCGCAUGUUUUCAUCACUGAAUAGAGGAGAAUUGACAGAGGAGAAUGGGAAUUCAAUGAUUCUAUUGGAUUUAAUAUAUUAAGCAAGUAAUACUAUUUACAUAUUUGUAGCUUAAUAGGGCAUUAUCAUAAGUACAAAACUAAAACGUGCAUAUUUCUUCAACAUUGUGUCAGAUACACUGUUUUACAGUUCUCUUGUUCAGCCUUGUUGCAUACCAACUACCCCAAGACAUUUUUGUUUUGUUUUGUUUUGUUUCUUCUCAAAAGGAAAAAAAAUUGUUUUGAAAUAAAAACGUGUUUUUUUCUAAGUGGUAUAUGUUAUUAGUUACCAUUAGCAUCUGCUCUUAUAAAAGGGCAGUGACUGUAGUAGACAAUACUGUAAUUCAGUAGACUUGGUGAAUGUGCAAGCUUACUGUCAAGUGGCCUCAAAAACGAAAAGGUAGAAUAAACUAGCAAUUGUAUUCUUUCUUGUAGGAAACCAACAAUAAGCCAUGUGGCAACAAUUCGUCAGUUAAAUUUCAGAGCUUCAUGUUAUGCAAAAAAAUAAAUCCUGCUGUUAUACGUGACAGUGACAUUGUGCUGAAAAUUCAGCUGUUCCACACAAAUGUUGUAUAUCUUGUAAAUUGAUGUCUAAAGAUAGUUUUGUUCUUAUAGAAAGUGUUGACUGCCAGGUUGCUUAUAGCACUUUAAAUUAUUCUGAAGAUGAAAUUACCAGCCAAGUAUGUUGGCUUAAGUAGUUUUAGUUAUAUAACUCUUAAAAAUACCUAGUUCUUUUGGGAACAGUUUAGAUAAUUAUCUAAAGAAAACAUACUAUUAAUCAGAAUCUCUGGUGUUGUAUGACACGCUGUUGCUAAAGAUGAAUAGAAACGGCAUCGUUUCCUCGUCUGUGUAAAGCUCUCAUUACAAGUUAGGUAAUAGUGUCUAGGUUAGAGGUUUAUAAUAUAAUAUAAGGAACUGUAAAUAAAUGUACCCUUCCUAUUAGUCUUCCACAGCAGUAUUAUUGUCUUUGUGGAGGUGACUAAAUCACAAAACUUUAAACAUCCUGUAAUGGAUUCCAACUACAAAAAGGACAUAGAGAUGUAUACCAAAUAAAAUUAAAUGCAUAAAUGCAAAUGA
Molecule: messenger RNA, 7485 nt
Organism: Mus musculus (house mouse)
Lineage: Eukaryota; Metazoa; Chordata; Mammalia; Rodentia; Muridae
Gene: Oxr1
Product: oxidation resistance 1
Exons: 7
Coding region: 4996-5727 (243 amino acids)
Biological process (GO): negative regulation of cellular response to oxidative stress
Cellular component (GO): nucleolus; mitochondrion; Golgi apparatus
Source: RefSeq, a predicted model, not a curated record